This is a messenger RNA of Osmia bicornis bicornis, 932 nucleotides long. RefSeq lists its product as uncharacterized. The transcript has 2 exons. Gene Ontology annotation, molecular function: N-acetyltransferase activity. The coding region runs from base 112 to 744 and encodes 210 amino acids. The record is from RefSeq and is a predicted model, not a curated record. NCBI's taxonomy places the organism in Eukaryota, Metazoa, Arthropoda, Insecta, Hymenoptera, Megachilidae.
CACUGUACAACGAAGUGUUACGUUUGAUCAAAGUUUAGCCACGAAACCUACCAGUGCAUAGCACCAGCGUUUAAUCAGUACUCUAGAUCUCAGUGCUUGCAGAACGCAACAAUGGAGAUUGUAAUUCGAGCCGUUCGAUAUUUUUCUCAGCGUCAUUUCUUUCGCGAGGAACCAAUGUGCAAGGCGUCCUCGUUCCUGCAGGACCAGCCAUCCGUAAAGGAAUACCUGGAGCUUGUGCAUACGUGGAUAAAGGACACCACGAGCCUGAUCGCCACUAGCCUGACAUCCGGUCGCGUGGUCGGUGUCGCAGUCAUGAAGAUCGACAACGAGGCAGAUAAAACGAACACUUAUAAUCGCGUGCAGGACCUGCAAGGCGAAAGUCUCAAGAAGAUUAUGCACUUGAGGAACACCUUGAUCCGACAAACGAAUCCGCACAAGCAAUUCGCUCAGAAGGAGUACGUCACUAUUUACAUUCUCUACGUGCACCCAUCUUAUCAACAGAGAGGAGUUGAAGUUGCACUUCUCAACGGUUGCGUGCAAGCAGCGGUCACGUUAAAAAUGCCAGCGAUCGGAGGUAUUUUCACUUGCGGCAUGAGUCAAUCGAAGGCACAGAGCGUGGGCUUUCAACUUCUCUCGGAAAUACGUUACAGUCAGUGGAUCGUCGACGAUCGAGUCAUCUUCGACGAUCCAGGAAGAGGAAAUUACUCGGCUGCCUUUAUGGGCAAGACAAUACCGCUCAAGUAACAAUAAACUAUCAAGUAUCGUCUGUCGGUGACUUCCUCGUUCAGAACAGAGCCUCGAUAAAUUGUUCGAAAACCAUUACGUAAAAUGAUACAAAAAGAAGGUAUAAAAUAAUUAAGAAAUCUAUAAGAUGUUUGGAAUAAAUUUUAGGAUUAAAUGGUUAAAGAAAAUCGAAAUAAUCACCUAUAUAA